Molecule: messenger RNA, 4012 nt
Organism: Actinia tenebrosa (Australian red waratah sea anemone)
Lineage: Eukaryota; Metazoa; Cnidaria; Anthozoa; Actiniaria; Actiniidae
Biological process (GO): protein phosphorylation
Cellular component (GO): nucleus
Molecular function (GO): ATP binding; protein serine/threonine kinase activity
Source: RefSeq, a predicted model, not a curated record
CAUGUUGGUAGUCAUAGCAACAAGCUAAUGAGAGGCUCGUUAUCGUGAAGACAAAAGUGAAGCGUUUUGAUGGCGGACUUUAGGAUUUGAAGACUUUACAAGAUUUGUACUGAAAGCCUUUAACUAUCACCAGAAACGACCCCAUCGUAUUCUACUUACGCUAUUUAUUGGAUCUGCGGUUGUGAUUUGAAGCCAGAGAAAAAGACAGGCGAUAAAACGCGUAGUUCUUGAUUGAGUAAUUUCUUAUGGUUUCUACGCGUGGAACUUUGAAGACAAAAAACUAGUGUUUUUACGCUUUGAUUGCCUUAUUACAUCAAUAAUCAACAAAGAGUAUAACAAGGUUUGAUAAAGAAGACAAUCUGUCUUGGAAGUGCUGGUACAACUAGAGAUCGGAGACACUAUUGAUUUACAACAGUUGGAUUCCAGCCGUUAAGGAAGAGCAAUUUGUUUUGAAAAUAUAGCUGCUUCCACCAGGCUUCCUAAACGUAUAAAAAGCGCUUUCUUUCACGUCGUAUUACUCUGUUUAAAGAAACACACGAUAAACUGUCUGUAAUUCAAGAGUAGAUGUGAAAACCCACUGUAACUUUGACAAGCAUGUGUUCAAAGAGAUCUCUUCAAACACGAGUUUGAUUUAGAACUCAAAUAUUCCAAAUUGCUUGAUGAUUUCGUCAAGGGAAAGAUGAACAAGCUAUUGUAUUUCUGUGUUAUCAAGUUAUUAGCUAGCUAGUUUGUACAUGGAGAGAUCCUAGUUGAACAUUAUAAAUGGAAAAAUACGAAAACUUGGGACUUGUUGGAGAAGGAUCGUAUGGGAUGGUGAUGAAAUGUCGCCACAAAGACUCCAACCAAAUCGUCGCUAUCAAGAAGUUUAUUGAAUCUGAGGAUGAUAAAAUGGUAAAGAAGAUUGCUCUUCGUGAAGUUCGAAUGCUAAAGCAACUACGCCAUGAAAACCUAGUCAAUUUAAUUGAAGUAUUUCGUCGCAAAAAGCGUCUGUUCCUGGUCUUUGAAUUCGUAGAUCAUACAGUCUUAGAUGAUUUAGAAAGAUAUCCUAAUGGCCUUGAUGAACUGACAGCUAAGAAAAUUAUGUGGCAGGUACUGAGGGCUGUGGAAUUCUGUCACAAUCAUAAUAUUAUUCAUAGGGAUGUUAAGCCUGAAAAUAUUUUAGUUUCUAAAAGUGGAAUUGUGAAAUUAUGCGACUUUGGCUUUGCUAGAACAUUAGCGGCAGGGCCAGGAGAAGCUUAUACAGAUUAUGUUGCUACUCGAUGGUACAGAGCACCAGAACUGCUGGUUGGUGAUACAAAAUAUGGAAGGGCUGUAGAUAUUUGGGCAAUUGGCUGUUUAUUGGCUGAAACUUUGACUGGAGAACCGCUAUUCCCAGGAGAUUCAGACAUAGAUCAGUUGUACCACAUAAUGAGAUGUUUUGGUAACUUGAUUUCACGACACAAGGAAAUAUUUCAAAAGAACCCUCUUUUUGUGGGCAUGAGAUUACCAGAUGUCAAGGAAGUGGAACCUUUGGAGAGGAGAUUUCCUAGAAUUAGCCCUUUAGCAAUGGAUUUAUUGAAGCUUUGUCUCAAGAUGGAUCCUGCAGAACGACCAUCUUCCUCACAGCUUCUUAAGCAUGAUUUCUUUAGGAAAGACAACUUUGCUGAAAGAUUCACGCAAGAACUGAGAGCAAAAAUAAACAAAGAGACAGCUGAUAAUCCACUGUUAAAGUUCCUCAGUGGCACAAAACAUGAUGAAGCUGAAGAGAGAGCAAGAAGAAAAGACAAGAAAAUGAAAAAGCUGCAAGAAGCAAAAGRAGCCAAAGAAAGAGAAGCAAGGAAGGCUGAACUAAAAGAUUCUAAGAAACACAAAGAGUCAACAAACACUGAAAAAGUCAGCAAAAAGCAACCUCUUCCUUCGACAAGUCAAAGCUCGUCAUCACAUUCAACACAAGAACACACAACAACGUCAUCAAGCGUACACCAUACACUUGCAGCUGCAACAACAUCAAGUAUGACAACAUCGCAUAGUACGCCUUCACAUUCAACACCGGGAACACCCUUAGAGACAAUUACGGCACCCAAUAAUGCACACGGGCGGCAGUUAUCUCCUAUACAAAGUGCAAGUGGUUUACGGAAUUCCCCAACAAGACAUUCGCCGCCAUCAGAAUCCCAUUCCAACACACACUCUAAUCCUCAUGCAGUAACAAGUGUGGCUUCAGUGAUUUCUAAUAAAAGUAAUGGCUCACAAGCAUUGACGUUAUCCAAGACUAAUAUAGGACUGGGUAUGGUUGGUAGCCCAAGCCAUGACUCGCCUUCUCUUGGUCCUCCAGCUUUCAGAGUAACAACAGACAGCAGAUCCAAGAAGACAACUGGAGGAUAUGGUAGCAAAAAAUCCACUGGAUCAUCUAAUCACUCGUCGUUACAUUCAAAUUCUGAAAUGAACACUUAUUACGACCAAAGGACAUUUAGUAAUUUUGAAAUAAGUGGUCGUCAUAGUGAAAUAGGAUCAUGGCAAGAUACCAGGCCAAGUUUAGAAUCUAGUUCAAAGAAAAAGAGAGACAAGGACAAAGACGUGUUUAGAGAUAGAUUAAGAAGUGAAAACGAGCUUCCUCAUUUACCUGAUUUACAUGGAAUAGAAGGCAAAAGUUACAAGGGAAGUAAAAACUCCAAGAAGACAACAGUAUCGAUGAUGCCGCACAUCACUAACCUGACACCAUUCCAGAAUGGACCCUCUGGCCAUCACCAAGGGUCAUCACCGCAGGGACAUUAUCAAGGUGGAAGUCAUGACUCUAAUCUUCCAUCAGUGUAACAAACAGCCGUCAUCAUGAAUAAUAAUGAAUCGAGUAUCACCAAUACAUUACAAUAGGACCAGUGUUUGUUUUGGUCUUAUUGUAGAAAUCCAAAAGUAGCUUUUGUCAAUUUUUUGCAUUUAUUAUUAUUAAUUAUUAUCAGAAAUGUCAAAUACAUCAGGUUUCUGAAGCAACGUAUUCCUACGUAGGUACUGUAGCAUGUUAUGCUUGUAUCAAAUGGAUUCUACAUAAUCAAAUAUUACUAGGGGAAUGCAUAUUCAAGGACAAUGAAGCUAAUCUAUAAUAUGUUAUAAAAAUGUAUAUCUUUGGUAAUAACUACUUGAUAAUUUAUUUCAAAGUCAUGUUUGUUUGUAUUCAAUGGUAUUAUUAAAUAGGGUGGCAAAAGAAACGACCAACAACAAUACAGUAAUUAGUAAGGAAUAUCUAUAGUAACAUAACUUACGUAUACCAUUCAUUUGCUUCUUACAAAAGAUAUCAAUCAUUUGUCAAGGUGUAGAAUAAUCUAUUAUCAAUUAUUAUUAUUAAUAACAUGAUUUGAUGAUCAAAACAAAUAGCAUUAAAUUAAAAUUUUGCUUGUUAGGAAGUUCCAUAUUUUAUACUAAAUUUCAUAAGUCAGAUUUCACAGUUUGAUUCAACCACUACCAAGGACAAACAAUGAGUACUAGYGUUCUUUGUUUCAUCUACUUGUGGUGGAUAACCUUAACUCAGUUUUGUAAUAUCUAUUAAGGCUGAUUUACAUCAUACGGUACAAUUUUCCCUCACAACUAUUGUGCCAAACAUGCUUAUGCCAAGUUUUAGCUGCCGUGUACAUGUAUAGCAUAAGCAAAUUGCAUUGUCACAGUCAUCUACAUGAAGCAGUUAUGUCGUUAACAUGUUGCAUACGGCAGUUGUGAGGAAAAAUCAUACAAUGUAAAUUGGCCUUUAGAGUUGGUUAAAUCUGUUGGAUUUCUAAUUAGUAAAGUUCUUGAAAAAUUAUGAAAACAAACCAGGAUCAUACUCUCAAUAUACAAAUCACCAAGUCUGUACAAAUCUUUGAAAUAAGAUCAUCUUUUUGCUACUUUUUUAAGUUUUAUCACUAUUGUCUCUGAUAUCUGCCUCUGGUGUUGUAUAACCUGAACUAUUUUGUUACGUAUUGUACAAAAAUAUUCAUAUCCAUUUAUGGCUGUCUAAGUAACAAAAAUAUUGAAUUGGAAUAAAAAUACAUUUAUUAACCUGCUUAAA